CACCCGCCCAAGCAGUGCGAUCAGUGAACGUGCCUCAAACGGUGGCAAAGCGGAAAGAAACAGGAAAGCGCUUCAAUAAAAGGACUAGUCCUCUCAACAACCAAUGACGCAACUUCCCGCCCAACGCUCGACGGCGUGCAACAUGUUGGUGGCUCUGUUGCUGCUGCUAAUGACAGCGAAAUCGCUGCAGGCAAGGCGUAUCUCCAGUCGACGACUGGUCAUCCACGUGCCUGUUAAGGUGAAAACGCAUCAUCACACGCACACCGUCUACAAGAUGUUGCAUGGUUCUGGUGGUGGCGGCAUUAAGCAGACUGUCUACAAGGUAGUGGGAUUUUCCGGAGAAGGUGGAACCGGCAAGGGACACGUCAGUCACAGUCUUGGGCACAAUCAUGGUGCAAGUCACAGUACCAGUCAUAGUCAUGGGUUGGACCAUGGAGAGAUCACGUAUGAGGAUAAGCAUGGCUGUGAGAGCGGAAAAGUGAUGCCGAUGUCUGGGCAUCGGGAUAUGCUAUUCAAUCACUAUGCGCGUCAUGACCAGGAGGAGUCGGAGGCGACUGAUUAUGCCGAGGAGCAAGACGAGUUCAUUGAUGUGAGGGAUGCCUGGUUGUGAAUCAAAUCGUGUGAAAACGUUGCAGAUUAAUUAUAAAAUUCCAGUUACCCAAACCAACCCAAUGCCCAGUCUUUCUCUUAGAAUUCCUUAAGCCUAGGUUCAAGCACUAGCUGCAUUUGCAUUCGCCUCAAAGUAAUUACAAAAUUGUUUAAGUCAUGUAAACGAAAUCAUUCGCCAUCUUAUCCACUUGGCUUUUCCUAAAGAAUUCCUGCCGCAAAGGCCAUGUCAAGCAUGAAGUUGACUUCGCGUUGUCGUUGUAGACGUCGAAAUCGAAAUCCGCAAACAAUUUGCUGUCUCGUACUGUCUUUCUGCCAAAUUCGCAUUUUAUUUGCCGGAGGACAGCUCAUGACUACGGUCAGCCGCGUCCUUCAACCUCAACAUCAAAUAUUUGCAUAGCUCUCGACUGCGAGCCAUUGCAUAUUUUUAGUGAACAAUUAAAAAUGGCAAACAACAAUGCAUGUCUUUGAAUACAAUUUGCAAGUUCGAGUACAGUUACAAUUCCGCUUCGGCAAAAUGGGAUCGAUGCCAAAUAUUAAAAUACUAGCCAGUUUGUAAUGAAACUUCGCUAACAAAGCUUUUUGUAAAUAU
Molecule: messenger RNA, 1198 nt
Organism: Drosophila albomicans
Lineage: Eukaryota; Metazoa; Arthropoda; Insecta; Diptera; Drosophilidae
Exons: 2
Coding region: 104-610 (168 amino acids)
Source: RefSeq, a predicted model, not a curated record